Molecule: messenger RNA, 3307 nt
Organism: Paramecium octaurelia
Lineage: Eukaryota; Ciliophora; Oligohymenophorea; Peniculida; Parameciidae
Source: the annotation of a GenBank genome assembly
AUGAAAGAAGAACUGCAAGGAUUAGUCGAUUCCAAAAUAAAAUUAAAUAAUGCAAAGGGAUACAAGAAGAUAGUGUCCCCAAUAUUUAACACAAUAAUGCUCAUAAUCGUAUUCUGUUUAAUAACUUUUAUGCUUACUAUGAUGAUUUAAUAGUAAAAACCCACAUAGCAUGAUCAAACAUCAUUUCUUUAGAAAUAGCUAAUUAAAAAACCCUUGAUUGACACCAAUAUUUAUGAAUAAAUCACUUUGGAUAAUGGACUCACUGUUUUAUUGAUCUAAAAUAACGAUGCAAUUAUUUCAUAAGUGGCGUUAAGUGUAAAAGCAGGAUCCUUCCAAGAACCAGCUAAUUAUGGUGGCUUAGCACAUCUAUUAGAGCACAUGCUAUUUGUCGGAUCUCAUACAUUUCCAGACUCUAAUUAUUUUAAUAAUUUGAUUUACAACAAUGGAGGAACAAACAAUGCCUACACAGACAAUUAUGAAACCAAUUAUUACUUUACAAUCCAAAACAGCGCAUUGCAUUAAGGUUUAGAUGUGUUUAGUCACUUCUUCAUCGACCCUAUUUUGGAUCAGAAGAUGAUAGAGAAGGAAGUGAAUGCAGUAAAUAAUGAGUAUGAAAUAAUCACUGGUACUGAUGAAUGGAAAAUUGAAGCCUUAUUAAAGAUAAUCUCAGAAAAAUCACAUCCAUUUAGCCAGUUUUCAAUAGGAAACUUAAAUACUUUAUUAAAGGAUGAAAGUAAUUUAUCUUUAAUAUACAUUCGAUAGUAUCAGAAAAGUUGAAGGAAUUUUUUAAUUAAGCCUACUCAUCUAAUUUGAUGUCAUUGGUUGUAGAAAGCAGUUUGCCAAUAUCUGAACUUAAAUCGUAUAUAAAGAAUUUUGAAAAAAUCAAAAAUAACAAUUUAGUUGAACCUACAUGCGAAGAUUUUGGAUCUCCAAUCUAAUAUGGCACUUAAUUGAUCUAAUAUCAAUCGAAUUCAGAUGUAAAGAAAGUUUACAUCACUCAUUAAUUGUCUGAUGUUCAAUAAUAAUACAAAACAAAAUCAAUCGAAUUCAUUAAUAAUCUAAUUUAAUCAAGCAAAGGAGUUAAGGAAUACCUAAUAUCAAAAAAUCUCAUUAUAGAUAUGUCAAGUGGUAUCUUAUUCAAUGAUCAUAACGGCUGUUUUAGUGUUCUGGCUUUAGAAUUUUAAGUUGAAAAUUUCAAUGACUAUGAUCAGAUUAUUUAAUCUGUCUUCUCUUAUUAUUACUACCUCAUACAGACUUUAUUCGACGAUUAAGGGGACACUGUAGCUGAUAAUGCUAAAUUAAGAUCCUUAUAUCAUGAUUAUAAGAAAACAGCAUCACUGAAAUUCAAUUUCAAAGAGAACAUCAUUGAGGAUAUUUAAGAAAUUGCUCACAAUUUGAAUAUCUAUGGAGUUCAUGAUGUUUUAUCAAGAAAAUAUUUGUACGAAGAAUACGACCCAGAAUUAAUAUACUUUUAUCUUACAGAUCUAUUGGAUAUUGAUAAUUUGAAUGUCUUUUUAGGGGAUUCCCAAUUAUAUCAUCCUGAUGUCUAAUAUGAUAAAGUCAACAGAAUUAAUUAUGCUUAUUUGGACAUCUCAGACUCAGUCAUAUAGAAAAUAUAGACUUAUGAUGAAGUUGAACAACCAAAAUUUUAAUUGCCUUCCAUUCAUAAAUACUAGCCAAAUGAUUUGAAAAUGAAAUCAUUUUGCAAACCUUAUUCGUAGAGUAAAACUGAUGAAGAUCCUUAUGAGGAUUUACAAAAUAAGAAUAUGCUCAUACAAAGAAAUUCAGAAAUGGUCUUUUCUAAUGUUGAAGUAAUAAUUGUUUUUAAUCUAAUAAGGAAUGUUUACAAUAUGAACACUAAUAUGAAGAAUUAUAUCCUCUUCCUGAAUAUUUGUUUAAAUCAUCAAUUGGAAAAUUGUGGUGGAAGUUAGAUAGAUCUUAUAAAACACCAGCCAUUUUUAUGGGAAUGAAAAUAGAUAAAAUCAACUUCCAAUUCAAUUUAAAAUAACAAGUCCUCUUAAAAGUAUUUCAAUCCUAUACUUCUGCUUUAAUUUCAUAAAAUUUAGAAUCAGCCUUUAAAAAUAAUUACAAUUUCAAGUUUUAAUCAUCACCCAAUCACAUUAUAUUUAAUAUUUAUGGUUGGAAUGAUUAAUUCUUUAAUUUCAUAGAUGAUUCAUUAAUAUUCUUCACAAAACCACAAAUUGAUAAACAGAUUUACUAUCAAACCAUCAAGACUUUGAUUAAUCAAUAUAAACAAGAAAUACAAAGCCCUUUGUAUUCUCAAAUUGAAAAUCACUUUUUCUUAAAUGUAAAAAUCACCAUUUAAACUAUAGACUCUUAUAUUCGGUUCCUAUGAACCAAAUUAAAUCUUAUAAGAACUAAAGAACAUCAAUAUUAAAGAUUACGAGUAAUUCCAUUCCUAAUUAUUUAAAGGAACAAACUUUUAACUCUAUUUAACAGGAAAUGUACUUAGAGAAGAAGCACUCUCUCUUUUCAAAUCUAUUGAGAAAAAGCUAUUUGGUAAGCCAAAACACUUGGAUUACAAUCCCUUCUAUUCAAAAAUUCUAAAGCUCUCUCAUAAUUAUAUUGUUCCGUAUGUAGCAGAAUCUAAUGAAAAUAAUGGAGCUACAUUAAAUUAUUAUAUUUUUGGAAAUAGAAAUAGAAAAUAAUUUGCUAUUAUGAAUAUCUUGAAAGGCACCUUUGACAGUUACGCAUUCAAUUAUUUACGAACAGAAAAACAAUUGGGAUACUUGGUUUCUGCUAAGUUUUAACCAUUGGAGUGUCUUGACGGAGCUGCAAUUCUGGUCUAAGGUAGUGCUCAAACCCCUUAUUAAGUAAACUAAUAUAUCGAAGACUUUCUUUAAUAAUUCUAUAAGGAUGUUGAAAAGAUGACGGAUUUUGACAUCGAGGAAUUAAAAAAAGCAGCUGUAUUAAAUAUAUCUUAGUUUAGAUACAAUAAUUGAGAUAAAAAGAAAAAACAUUAUUCGAAAAAGGAUAGGCUUAUUGGGAUCAUAUAUCAAACAAUGACUUCAUAUUUGAAGAAAAAGAAAUAACCAUCGAUUAAAUAGAUCUUCUAAAAAAAGAAGAUGUACUUAAUUUUCUUAAUUCUGCCUUUAAAAAAUCAUCUAAGUUAAGCAUACAGCUGUAUGGAAAACAUAUGCUUAAAGGUAUGUCAGUUGGAGAAUUCUUGAAAAAACAAUCCCCAAUCAACAGUUUUUCAGCUCUUGAGGAGAAAAUAUCAGAUAAAGAAAAAAUUAGAGUAGGAGCAAUGCUAUACUAAUGUUCCUUUAAAUUAGGUUAGAUAUGA